This is a messenger RNA of Drosophila navojoa, 2334 nucleotides long. It is a transcript of the gene ohgt, whose product is annotated as E3 ubiquitin ligase component cereblon. The record is from RefSeq and is a predicted model, not a curated record. Lineage: Eukaryota; Metazoa; Arthropoda; Insecta; Diptera; Drosophilidae.
ACUCUGUCACUGAACCUUCAGCUGUAUCUUUGUAUACAUAUCAAUAACACAGUAAGCGGCAGAAAAAUCAAAGUUUUAUUUUUCCAACGUACAAACAUACAGAAACUAUACUGAAUAUCCGAAAAAAUGGAUGACGAAGAGACUGGAGAAAUCGAUGAGAACAGCUCAUCCAGCACAAACACAAAUACAAAUGCAACUGCUACGGCAACGGAAACUGCUGGUGAAAUGCAUGUUGAGUUAGGACAAGGCGAGGAAAUUCCAGAGAGCAGUCGAAACGGAGCUGGAACUGGGGCUGGGGAUGGAAUUGGAGCUGAAGCUGGAGCUGGUGCAAUACCUGCCGAGGGAGCGGCGCAUGUGAGUAGUCGUGAAAGGCUUGAGAAUAUGAUUGAGGAAGUAGAUAAUAUGUUCGAGGAGGUGAGUGAGCUGAUGGUCGAUGUCACACAGCUAAUGCGACGCGCCAACCAACUACGAGAAGACACUGGCACGGGUGCAGUUCCGCAAAAUCCAACUUUGGCCACAAAUCCAACUCCUCCCGCUGAGAUUGAGGAGGAGGCAGAGGGCCCAGAGCAGCAAGCAGAAUACGGACUGGUGAACUACGACAGUCCAAGGCGGGCUAGCAUCAGCUCUAGGCACAGCGGGAGUGAUAUGUCCCUGGACAGUCCAGUCAGCGAAGACGACUCGGAUGCGGAGGCUGUGCCCCGUUGGAUGAUACCCGCGAAUCGUGUCCGUUCUGCUGUGGAUUUUUUGGUGUUACAGCGUCGUAAUCGUGAUGGAGGUAUUACAACACUGUUACGACAUGAAAACUUUUUGCAGCGCGUGCGUAGCAUGGUUUUUAGCCAGGAUCGCAUUCGUGGCAGGGCGAGCGAUGAUGCUAACAACGCUGAUGUGAUCAAUAAUGUUCCAGAUGAUAUAUCCGAAGUAUCGCCGCCGCCACCCUUGGACGUUGACAUGGAAGAGGGAGUGCGUUUUGACACAAAUCUGCCGGCAGAACAUUCAUAUUUCGGUACGAAUCUGAAUCGUGUUCCCGGCGUGGACUACUUGGAAGUGGGCAGCACACAUCGUAUGCUGAUAUUCAUGCAUGAGCAUGUACUCUUCCCUGGCGAGGUGCUGCCCUUCAUGAUCGACGGCAGCAUUAUUGACGAAGAAAUCGAGGAUUCGGGACGUGAUGGUGUGAUCUUCGGCGUUGGCUUUCCACUGAUGCAGCCGCGUGACGACAACCCACAAAAGCUCUACGGCGUCACCUGUCAGAUCUAUGAGAAAGGCGAGAGUGGACGCCAGCAUGUGUUUUACAAGUCACGCGCCUUGCAGCGCAUUGUUAUCAACUGCGAUGAUAUACAAGGGCGGCCCCAGUACAUUGCAAGGAAUCCGACGAUGAAGUGCUACAGCAAGGUUAAAAUAUUGCCAGAGUACUUUCUGCCAGAGCCGCUCAAAUGCAUUGAUAUGGGCUCAUUGAAUCGUUUUCGUGAUAUACCAUCCAUGCAGGAUAAAUUUCGUCGUUUUCAACUAACCACAACGCCCUGGCCUAUAGAGGCCUGUGGGCUAUACUCAUUUGAGCAUAUUGUGGAGAAGGCACGUCAAAAGCUGGAAAUACAUAAAAUAGAUACCAUGCCAAAGUGUCCCAUACAAUUGUCGUUUUGGCUUUUGCGCAAUUUGCAUCUCACGCAGACAAUGCACCGCAUGGCGUUCCUCACAAAUUCUGUAAAUAUAAGACUGCAGAUUAUUGGCUCCACCUUGAUGGAAGAGUCGCUCUUCUAUUGCCGUUACUGCGACAGUAGUCUAGCCUAUUGCUCUGAUUUGUUUGCCAUGUCUAAGCAUGGUGUACAAACACAAUAUUGCAAUUCAGCUGGCUACAUACAUGAGACAAACACAGUGUAUAGGGUCAUUGCCCACGCAAUUGGUUACAGUGGGGAGCCAUCCACCGAGUUCAGUUGGUUCCCCGGCUACCAGUGGCAUAUUAUUAUAUGCAAGUUUUGUGCACAGCAUGUAGGCUGGGAGUUUAAGGCAGUCGAACCCAAUUUGGCCCCCAAAGUGUUCUUUGGUCUGGCUGGAUCCAGCGUUCGCAUUGGUAAAUUCAGAGAACGGAAAUGAGGCUGGCGACUGGUGAAACGUAUUUGCAGGAUCUGUGGUUGCUGUUGUCGUCGACGUCGUCAAUCUGACAGACUCGCUUAAUUUCUAAAGCUAAAAUGUAGAACAUUCAAAUUCGUUUCACUAUCUUGUCUAAAUACUUAUAAAUUAGGAAUGCAACAGUCGUCGGCUUCAGUAGUGGACAGGAUUGUACGCGUGCGAACAUUAAGAUUGAUUUACCAACUUAUAUUAAUACCAAUUCAUAUUUAA